Messenger RNA from Pollicipes pollicipes, 3344 nucleotides. RefSeq names its product serine/threonine-protein kinase PAK mbt (gene mbt). The transcript has 11 exons. The coding region runs from base 338 to 1855 and encodes 505 amino acids. Lineage: Eukaryota; Metazoa; Arthropoda; Thecostraca; Pollicipedomorpha; Pollicipedidae. Gene Ontology annotation, biological process: protein phosphorylation. Gene Ontology annotation, molecular function: ATP binding; protein kinase activity. The record is from RefSeq and is a predicted model, not a curated record.
UUACUUUACGUCUGUUAUAUCUUAAGUUUUGUGGUUAAGGGAUGGCUGUAAUUGGUGAUUGAAUGUCAGUAUCAAGAAUGCGCCAUUUUGAGCUCAGGCGUCGCCGUCGUCGAUUUGGCGCUGGACGGGUGAUGUGUCCGAAAUCAGCACAGGAGAGGGCGGUUGACCUGCACUUCUUAUGUUUUGUGUGAUAAGGGGGCUUUACGAGACUUCCCGUCAACAUAUUUUAUGUCGUGAUCGCGCAGAUGGAUGACACCAGGACACCACUGAAGCUGGCGAUUUCGUCCUAGAACGGUUUUAGUUCAGUGAACGUCGGUCCUGCAGUAGGCAUCCUGUCAUGUUCAAGUCGAAGCGGAAGUCCAAGAAGCUAGAGAUCUCGGCACCGACCGACUUCCGCCAUCGCGUGCACACGGACUUUGACGAGCGGCAGAACAAAUAUGUGGGCCUGCCCCCGCAGUGGGUGUCGCUGGUGGAACGGAACGCCAAGGCGCUGGAAACCCGACCGCGCGGCGUCGUCGACCCCUCUCAUGUCACGCCCACCGACAUGAUGGACUUCAAGCCGGUGGUGCGCGGCGCCAGCAGCCCCACCCGCAACGGCGUGGCCGUGCUGCCCCGCUCCAGCAGCGUGGCGCGCAGCAACUCACUGCGCCAGCACUCGCCGCCGCUGCGGGCCACCCAGGUCAUCCAGGGCACCCGGGUCAUCCGGCACAUCCGGGUCACCCGGGUCAUCCGGGACACCCGGGUCAUCCCGGACAUCCCGGGCACCCCGGGCACCCCGGCCAUCCGGGACACCCCGCAGCAGCAGCACUUCCCGGCCAAGGGGCCGCCGCCGCACGUACCACCCAAGCCGCAGCUGCUGCCGGCCGCGCCCGCCGCCACUGAGGACCACAACCAGAACAGCGUACUCAAGCCGUCGCCGGCGGCGCGCGACAACAAGCAGCACGAGCCGCAGCGGCUGUCUCACGAGCAGUUCCGAGCGGCGCUGCAGAUGGUGGUGAGCCCUGGCGACCCGCGCAGCGACCUGCACUCGUUCGUCAAGAUCGGCGAGGGCUCCACGGGCAUCGUGUGCAUCGCCACCGAGCGAUCCUCCGGCCGCCAGGUGGCCGUCAAGAAGAUGGACCUGCAACGCCAGCAGCGGCGCGAGCUUCUCUUUAACGAGGUGGUGAUCAUGCGCGAUUAUCCGCACCCCAACAUCGUGGAGAUGUACAACUCGUUCCUGGUGGAAAACGAGCUGUGGGUGAUGAUGGAGUUCUUGGAGGGCGGCGCGCUCACCGACAUCGUCACGCACUCGCGGAUGGACGAGGUGCAGAUCGCCACCGUCUGCAAGCAGUGCCUGAAGGCGCUGGCCUACCUGCACUCGCAGGGCGUCAUCCACCGCGACAUCAAGUCGGACUCGAUCCUGCUGUCGGCCGACGGCAAGGUCAAGCUGUCCGACUUCGGCUUCUGCGCGCAAGUGUCGCAGGAGCUGCCGCGGCGCAAGUCGCUGGUGGGCACGCCCUACUGGAUGGCGCCGGAGGUUAUCUCGCGCCUGCCGUACGGGCCAGAGGUGGACAUCUGGUCACUCGGCAUCAUGGUGAUUGAGAUGGUGGACGGCGAGCCGCCGUUCUUCAACGAGCCGCCGCUGCAGGCCAUGCGUCGCAUCCGGGACAUGCCGCCGCCCAAGCUGAAGAACGCCAACAAGUCGUCGUCGGCAGUCGCCGGCCAGGUGUCGGCCCGUAUGCAGGGCUUCCUGGAGAAGAUGCUGGUGCGCGACCCGGGCGAGCGCGCCACCGCGUACGAGCUGCUGCAGCAUCCGUUCCUGACGCAGGCCAAGGGUCCCGAGGUGCUGCUGCCGCUGAUGGCGGCCGGCACGUGAGGCGGCGGCGCGCCGCAACCCACGCCGCCAGCGACGCGCCGCGACGCGACGGGUUCCGCCGGCUGCUGGGUCCCGAGCGGGGCGAGUGCGUGCACGUGAAGCGUAGUUGUUAGGACGCGUUCGUGACCUUAGCCUGCCGGGUCAUGGUGAACGUCAGCGAGUGUCUGUGCGUGCGUGUGCGAGUGUGGCUUCUGGUUUGAAUCAUUCCCAGCAGAUACUUUGCGCGGAAGCUGCACGCAACCGGUUGCCUGUAGAUACUGACAGAUCAAAGUCCAUGUGGUUCAUACCAUCAGGUAGUUGUGUGCAGCUAUAUGAUGAUUCUUCCCAAGAAUUGUGGCAACUUUCCAGACAGGAAUUGACGGAGAAUGCUGUGCAGGCUGGAAUACCAUUUAGUACUUUUUAUAUGACCACUUGGGACGAUGGAGACGGAGCGAGGAUGCUUCCCAGCUAGACCCCAGACCAUGCGCCUCGUACUUAUUACAUGGGGUUUUGUGCAGUUAACUGUGUAGUCCUCGAUCCCUGUUGCUGUAGACAUGUGCAUUGAUUUUCUUAUCGUGAUGAAGCGCGCGUCCGUACCCUUUUCGUCCUCAUCCUGAGAUAUCAGCACCGUCCGAGUCGUGCCUCGAGUAACGACAGCCGUCCGCGCGUGGGGCCUAUGUGAAGUUGUGUGAGCCGCCGUCCGGCAUCGGCCGCGCCUGGUCGCCAGGGGCGCUGGUGUCCGCACAGGGUCAGCAGCCGUUGGGUAGGACCGUAGCUUCGGCCGCGCCUGGUCGCCAGGGACGCUGGCGUCCGCACAUGGCCAGCAGCCGUUGGGCAGCGCCGUAGCUUCGGCUCGCCUGGUGGCCAGGGAACGCUGGUGUUCGCUCAGGGCCAGCAGCCGUUGGGCAGGGUCGUAGCUCGACCCGUAAUGACCCUGUGCUGGUGCGCAGACGCGUCCUUUGCUCGGCUGAGUGACCGGUGCCGACACCACCUGGCAAUGUGAGAGGUGUUCACGCAAUUCCUAGAAGCCGCCCAAUGGUGUAGUAACUGAGGCCAAGGUCUACAAAGCAUGAUAGAUGGGUGUUGUGCAUGUCUGUCCGUCCAUCCUUGUAUAUGUAUUGUUUCAUUGUUGGACAUCAUGAAUUUUUUAUUAAAUUACUUGUCAAGUUGACCAGCAGGCACAUGUACCAGAAGCCUAUGUAGGGAAAAGGCUGUAGGGUCAUUCUUCCAGCCUCGGACGUAUCUUAAUACGUAUGUUUGUGCUAUGUGAAAUAUCACCAAUCUUCCGAAUGAUUCAUGCCCCUCUAGGCACACUGGUCACGUCUGUCCAUCUACAUUCCCUCUCGGUUGUUUGUAAAUGCCAGCGACCUGACUGGGAUAAUCACUUGUACUUUGUGUAAGUGAUCAGUGUGUCAGGAGUCCAGGCCUUGCUUACAAAGGUUGAUUUUUUAAUAUAUAUGCAAAACAAAGGUUGUUUUGGUGAAAGAAAACUUAGAUGACAUAAUUGUGA